Molecule: messenger RNA, 1756 nt
Organism: Fulmarus glacialis (Northern fulmar)
Lineage: Eukaryota; Metazoa; Chordata; Aves; Procellariiformes; Procellariidae
Gene: NLK
Product: nemo-like kinase
Exons: 10
Biological process (GO): protein phosphorylation; intracellular signal transduction
Cellular component (GO): nucleus; cytoplasm
Molecular function (GO): MAP kinase activity; ATP binding
Source: RefSeq, a predicted model, not a curated record
GUCAGUAACAGAUCCACGAGAUGGAAAGAGAGUUGCACUCAAAAAGAUGCCCAACGUCUUCCAAAAUUUGGUCUCUUGUAAAAGGGUCUUCCGGGAGUUGAAGAUGUUGUGUUUUUUUAAGCAUGACAAUGUACUCUCUGCCCUCGACAUACUCCAGCCUCCACACAUUGACUAUUUUGAAGAAAUAUAUGUUGUCACUGAAUUGAUGCAGAGUGACCUCCAUAAGAUUAUCGUCUCUCCUCAGCCACUCAGCUCGGAUCAUGUCAAAGUUUUUCUUUACCAGAUUUUAAGAGGUCUGAAAUAUCUACAUUCUGCUGGCAUUUUACAUCGAGACAUUAAACCAGGGAACCUACUUGUGAACAGCAACUGUGUCCUUAAGAUUUGUGAUUUUGGAUUGGCCAGGGUGGAAGAAUUAGAUGAAUCUCGUCACAUGACUCAGGAAGUUGUCACUCAGUAUUAUCGAGCUCCAGAAAUCCUGAUGGGCAGCCGUCACUACAGCAAUGCUAUUGACAUCUGGUCUGUAGGCUGUAUCUUUGCAGAAUUACUUGGGCGAAGAAUAUUGUUUCAGGCACAGAGUCCCAUACAGCAGUUGGAUUUGAUCACAGACCUGUUGGGAACACCGUCGCUGGAAGCAAUGAGGACGGCUUGUGAAGGCGCCAAGGCACAUAUACUCAGGGGUCCUCAUAAACAGCCAUCCCUUCCUGUCCUGUAUACACUUUCCAGUCAAGCUACACAUGAAGCAGUUCAUCUUCUUUGCAGAAUGUUGGUCUUUGAUCCAUCCAAAAGAAUAUCUGCUAAGGAUGCCUUAGCUCACCCAUAUCUUGAUGAAGGGCGGUUGCGAUACCACACUUGUAUGUGUAAAUGUUGUUUUUCCACAUCUACUGGAAGAGUUUACACUAGUGAUUUUGAACCCAUCACUAAUCCCAAAUUUGAUGACACUUUUGAAAAGAACCUCAGUUCUGUUCGGCAGGUUAAAGAAAUAAUUCAUCAGUUCAUUUUGGAACAGCAGAAAGGAAACAGAGUGCCUCUCUGCAUCAACCCUCAGUCUGCUGCUUUUAAGAGCUUUAUUAGUUCCACGGUUGCUCAACCAUCUGAGAUGCCGCCAUCUCCACUGGUUUGGGAAUAAAGUGGAAGAUAAUAUACUACUGAAGAUGUAAUGUAGCUUUCCACUGGAGUCUGGGAUUUGCAAUUCUGGAGGUUAAUCAUGCUUGUACUGUAAUUUUACUAAUGAAGUUUUAAAUUAACAACCACUACUUGUACAAUAUGAAUAAUAUUUAGAAAUGUACUAGACUUUUAAUCUUGUAAAGUGGUUGUGCUUUUAGAAGAAAAUAUUUUACCCAGAGUUGCACGUGUUUUAUGAAUUCUAGUGCAGCUGUGAUGGCUCAGCUCAGAACAAACAGAAUUGAACCAAAUUUGGGGAGGUUUUUUCUUUUUUCUUUUUCUUUUUUUUUUUUUUAUUGAAGUGAGAUUGUACAAAAAGAUAGACAUACAUUUUGAUAUUGAGCCAUUCCUGAAGAUUUUGGGUUUUCUAAAACUAAGGAAUACAGAAAACUUGACUGCGACCAAUCAUGAAGUCACGUCAGAUGACAGUGACCACGGUAAGUGGGCAUGUCACCUGAUGAUCAAAUCCUAUAAAUAGCUUCUCACUAGAGCUGUGAUGGUGAUGUGUGCUGUUCUAAAAAUCAAAUGUUGUGAGUAGAGAGAAUGAGUUUGUGACUAGGAGAGACUAAACUUCUGUUUCCUUACCCAGUAUAAA